Cyclospora cayetanensis is the source of this 429-nucleotide messenger RNA. RefSeq names its product late embryogenesis abundant protein, group 3. The transcript has a single exon. Bases 1 to 429 code for a protein of 142 amino acids. NCBI's taxonomy places the organism in Eukaryota, Apicomplexa, Conoidasida, Eucoccidiorida, Eimeriidae. The record is from RefSeq and is a predicted model, not a curated record.
AUGUCGGAGAGCCACAGUCGCGAAUGUGCGGGCGAAGCCCUAGAAAAAGGAAAACAGGCUUGCUGCCACGCAGGAUCAGACAUAAUGGAAAAGGCCUGUGAUUUAAAGGAUAGUGCAAAGGAAAAGGCCGGAAUGGCGUGUGACUCAGCUUGCGAAAAAGCACAACAAGGAAAGGAAAAGGCUCAAGAGACGUGCAGCUCUGCGGCCGCUGCUACUAAGGAAAAAUCUGCAGAGGCUCAGGGGAAAAUGAGCUCCGUUGGUCAGGCUAUUGGUGAGAAGGCAUGCAGCAUGAAAGAUAGCGUGACUGGUACUGCUAGCAACGCCAUGGCUGCUGCACAGGAAAAGGCAAAGGCUGCUAAGGACGCGGCAACCGAAGGCCUCAGCAAGCUCAGGAGCGACACCGCGGAAUUUAUAUCUCCCUCUUCCUAA